This is a messenger RNA of Triticum turgidum subsp. durum (durum wheat), 228 nucleotides long. The record is from the annotation of a GenBank genome assembly. NCBI's taxonomy places the organism in Eukaryota, Viridiplantae, Streptophyta, Magnoliopsida, Poales, Poaceae.
AUGGCAGCCGCUCGCGUCGGCAUUGUGCUCCUGGUGGUCAUGCUCAUCUGCGCGGAGCUCGUCGUCGUGCCGGAAGCGCGCUUGAUCCAGCACCCGGCGGUUGCACACGCCGCCGCCAACGGCAAACCGGCUGACGUUCCGCCGUCCAAGUGGAACAUGCGAAGGACGCUCGGUGGCGCAGUGAAGAGGACGGUUCCCGGCGGCCCAGACCCACAGCACCAUUACUAA